AUGAAACUCGAGACUGUGAUUUUGUUUGCACUGGUUGCAACGGUUGCCCUCGGAAGGGCAUCACCGGUUCCUUCCUUCGAGCUUCAAGUGGACGUUGAUUCAGUGGACGAAAAAGUAGUACGUACCGUAGAAAGUGAUGUGACCGGUGAAGAAAAGGAUACCACGACCGACGAUUUCGACGGUGGAGAUAAACUGGUGAAAGAUGCCGUCGGUGACGAUACGAAGACACCGGUGACGACGACGACAACGACCACAUCAGGUACCAGUGAAGUUCCGGUCGUGCGAUUUAAAAGGGCUAUUACUUGUACGGAUAUCGUAGGGGCGAACGGGGAAACCGAAACCGUGUGCGAUGAAGAUCAGGAUCCCGCGGCCAGCGAACAGCAUCCCGAAGCACGGAGCUACAAUACUCACGGAUAUCACCACGCCCAUGAGCACAAAUAUGAAGAACCCAAAAAACACGAAGAGCAUCAUCAGCAUCAUUAUGGGUGA
This is a messenger RNA of Ochlerotatus camptorhynchus, 489 nucleotides long. Its product is annotated as lateral signaling target protein 2 homolog. The transcript is spliced from 2 exons. The record is from RefSeq and is a predicted model, not a curated record. NCBI's taxonomy places the organism in Eukaryota, Metazoa, Arthropoda, Insecta, Diptera, Culicidae. The coding region runs from base 1 to 489 and encodes 162 amino acids.